AGUAAAACUACUAAAAGAAUUAAGAAAAGUAAUAAAGGUUAUAAAGAAAAAAAUAUUGCUACAUCAAUAAUUGAUGAACUUUUAAAUAAUAUAAAUGAAGAUAAUAAUGAUAUUAUUUUAAAUAAUGUUAAUAAUAAUAAUUCAAAUGAAAAUAUUAAUGAGUAUGAUAAUAAAGACAAUAAUAAUGAUAAUAAUGAAGAUGAUAAUAAUGUUAUAAAUUAA
Molecule: messenger RNA, 222 nt
Organism: Funneliformis mosseae
Lineage: Eukaryota; Fungi; Glomeromycota; Glomeromycetes; Glomerales; Glomeraceae
Source: the annotation of a GenBank genome assembly